Molecule: messenger RNA, 768 nt
Organism: Diceros bicornis minor
Lineage: Eukaryota; Metazoa; Chordata; Mammalia; Perissodactyla; Rhinocerotidae
Product: basic salivary proline-rich protein 1-like
Exons: 1
Coding region: 1-768 (255 amino acids)
Source: RefSeq, a predicted model, not a curated record
AUGGCCCGGCUCCGCGUGUUCCGGCGGCCGGGGGCGCCCCGGGGGAAGGCGGAGAGGGCGAGGCAGCGGGCGGCGGCGCCCCGGGGCCGGAUCCGGGGAGUCCCGCAGCUUCCGCCCGGGUCCGCGACCCUCCUCGCUCGCCCGCAGACCGCGCCGCAGAGCCAGGUGGGCCCGCCCCUCCAGGGCGGCCAAUCCGCGGCCGGGAGCUCGGGGCGGGCCAAUCCGCGGCCGGGCCGGGGCCGUGCGCCCGCCUCCUGCGCACGGGAUUGGCCGGCGGACCCUCGGCCGCCGGGCGCGGAAGCCGGGAUCUCCGCCUCGCGAGCGCCCCCUCCCGGCUGGCCCGGGGGCCCCGCCCCGCCCGAGGGUGGGGGGCGCGGUCCAGACCCCGUGGGCUCAGGGCGGAGGCCGGGCGGAGGGCUGGCUGGUACUGUUUCCGGCGCCGGCCACCAGCUGCCCGCCGUGGGCCAGGGGACGCCUCCAGGCUGCCGACUUGAGCGGCUGAGUGGCACCCUCCUGGCGGGGGCUCAGACGGGAGCGCGGAGACCCGUGGGCCCCGGCCGGGCGCCCCGGUGCCCGGGACCAGCGGGGCUGGAGCCGGGAGCCCCGCCUGCCCCGCUCCCUCCGGCCGCGCGGGGAGGCGGCGGGGGGCGCGGUGUCUUCACUGGAACGUGCACGGUUCCCGCGAGCUGGUCUCCUUCGCUAGGCUGCACAGAGGGUCGGUUCCUGUUUAGGAAACGAUCGGCUCCUGAGGGCCUGGCUCAAGUGUGA